CCUACUAGUACUACCAUAUGUAAUUUCUGCACCAGGCAAGCCUCCAAUAAACGGCAAAAAAUGGCCUAAUUUUCUUACGAUACGUGCCGCGCAAGUAUAAAAACCCUCGCGACUUUGACGCAUCGACAGGUGGUCACCUUCUCGAUAACAAUUAUGCAGCUCUCGUUUAUCUUCGGGACACUUAUGUCCUUUGUCGCGAUUGCUGCUGCAUAUCCCUCACCAGACUUGGGGACGAAACAAACUUCUUUGGCUAAGCGCGAGAGGUUUGAAUUUGACCUCGCUCACCAGUUAGACGUUAGGGCGCCUGACGUUUCAGCGCCCAACGAUCCUGACGACCCUGUCAUGCCUAACAAUCCUUUCGAGUCUAAUUAGAAUGACUGAUGAAGGGCGACGAGCAGUGUGGGGAGUAACUACAUGUUACAAGGUGGACUGAGGGGUGCUACGAGGCGUCAGUCACUAACUACAACUUCUGUUUGUAGAAUACUUUCUUUGCACUUCGAUUCGUAUCUUGAACUUUCGAUCAAGCUUGGCACUUUGAAUCGGAUGAUGUCACUGGUCAAUCAGUCAUAUUCAACAUCA
Messenger RNA from Suillus fuscotomentosus, 579 nucleotides. RefSeq lists its product as uncharacterized. Lineage: Eukaryota; Fungi; Basidiomycota; Agaricomycetes; Boletales; Suillaceae. The transcript is spliced from 4 exons. The record is from RefSeq and is a predicted model, not a curated record. The coding region runs from base 154 to 372 and encodes 72 amino acids.